Molecule: messenger RNA, 2667 nt
Organism: Triticum aestivum (bread wheat)
Lineage: Eukaryota; Viridiplantae; Streptophyta; Magnoliopsida; Poales; Poaceae
Product: ABC transporter I family member 10
Exons: 6
Coding region: 62-904 (280 amino acids)
Biological process (GO): transmembrane transport
Cellular component (GO): chloroplast envelope; membrane
Molecular function (GO): ATP hydrolysis activity; ATP binding
Source: RefSeq, a predicted model, not a curated record
UUCUUUCUAGCCGCCCAGUGUACCGGCCCAGGCCCAUCACCUCUUAUCGCCCUCGCCGACGAUGGCGCACAGCCUCACCGGCGGCGCCGUCCCCUUCUGCUGCUACCCUUGCCCACCCUGCUGCGCCGCCGGGCGAGCUACCCCGACCGCCCCCCCUUCCACCCGCCGCCGUGUGGCCGCCUCGGCGUCCCCUCCGCCGUCCCCGCCGGCCAUCGAGGGCCGCGGGGUGGGAUUUUCGGUGACGACGAGGCGGGGGGUGGUGCUGCCGGUGCUCAAGGACUGCUCACUGUGCGUCCCGCCGGGGCAGCUCUGGAUGCUCCUCGGCCCCAACGGCUGCGGCAAGUCCACCCUCCUCAAGGUUUUGGCAGGUUUUCAAAAUCCCUCUGCUGGUACAGUGCACAUUAAUAGGCCAUUCAGCUAUGUCUUCCAAAAUCCUGAUCACCAGGUUGUGAUGCCCACGGUGGAAUCCGAUGUUGCAUUUGGUCUUGGUAAGCUCAAUCUUUCAUUGGAUGAGGUUAGGUCAAGAGUGUCACAGUCUCUGGAUGCAGUUGGAAUGUUGAGCUACUCUCAAAGGCCAAUCCAAACUCUGAGUGGUGGGCAGAAACAGAGAGUUGCCAUUGCUGGUGCUUUAGCUGAAGCAUCCAAAGUACUACUGCUGGAUGAGCUGACCACAUUCUUGGACGAAUAUGAUCAGAUGGGCGUGGUCAAGGCGGUGAGGAACUCUGUAACUGCUAGUGGGGAGGUUGCGGCACUGUGGGUGACUCAUCGGCUGGAAGAACUCAGAUACGCAGAUGGUGCUAUUUACAUGGAAGAUGGCCGGACGAUUAUUCAAGGCGACGUCUCCAGUAUAUCCAGAUUUAUAAAGAGGAAACAAGCACGCUACUUUGGUCAUUUUGAGCUCUGAUCUUUGGGAGUCCCAAGCUGCAGGCAGAAUUAUCUGCUCUUGUGUAGUACGAGUACAUCACUACAUCAUGGUACUAGAAAACAGUUUCUUCUCUACGGCGUUUUGUAUGUUCGCAACUGGGAAGUUAGGGAUUCUGUCGCUCUCGCCUCUAUCGCUGCCGAAACAUUGGUUUGGCGAAUUUAGUAGCUGUCGAUUUUCGGUUCAUACAUUGUCCUUGUUCAUUGCUUUUAAUGUUAAGAGUGUGCCUUCAUGCAAGAAUGUGGUAUGUUCUCUUGCGUUGUCCUUUGCUUUGUGGUCGCCGUUUGGCAAGUGAUUUUCUGCAUGGAACCAUUCUUUCAUAUACCAAUCAUAUCUUGGGUGUGGAAAGCGUGCCUAAGAUAUUUUUUAACUGUGUCUAGAUGUUGCUUACACUGAAAUCAAAUAACAGAUAAACAAGAAUCUAAUGCUAACCAUGUAGUUUUGCAUGCACUAUUAUAUCCAUUAAGUAGUUGAAAGCCGUUGCAAAUUGCAUCCUGAAUUGCAUUUGUGCGCCAAUGCCAAAGUGCUGAUCACCUUCUGUUGUCGCCUGUAAAUCAUGUAGAGUUAAUUACCCUAUUAGUACACAAACUUGCAGUGCGGGUACAAUUUCAUACAACAAGUUGCAAAAUGACUCAUCUUGCCCCCUAAACUCGUUUUGCGGGUUCACUGAUGCACAAUUCGCGUCCGCAUUAGCCACGUCGGCCCCUGGUACUUGCCCACGUUUAGGAUAAUUUGCAGGACCCCCCCGCUGUAUGCCGUAAAUAGGUCUCUAGCCCAACCAUAUCCCGUAGCUCUUUUGUCUUGUAUCUUCGACCUCUCUGUUUUUUCCUCAAAUCCCCAGCGAAAUCCGUAGACCUCUCCUCUGUUGUUACCCCAAUGUCUGCGCAAGGACGGCACAAGGCGGCUCACCGUGACGCGACGUCCUCGCCGGCGGAUCGUGGACGGAUGGGCUGGGCGGCGACGUUGGUGUUCGCACUCGCGGCGUGUUGGCGGGGGCGCUCGCGGUGGCGUUCGCGGCGCCGUUGUGGUGACGCUCGUGGCUGUGUUGGUGGGUGCGCUCGCGGUGGCGUUCGCGGCGCCGUUGUGGUGACGCUCGUGGCUGUGUUGGUGGGUGCGCUCGCGGUGGCGUUCGCGGCGCCGUUGUUGGUGACGCUCGUCGCUGUGUUGGUGGUGCCGCUCGCGGCGGCUGCUGCAACGAGUGCUUCUUCUAUUCAUAAGCUCUCGUGUUACAGUUAUACUGCAGUAUAUGAUCUCUGAGCAGAACAUAAAUUUCUUGCAUAGGCAAAUCGAAAUGGCCACUGAGUAUGCAAAUGGCCCUGACUUUCGUGGGAUUUAGCAGGAGAUUUGCGGGCAUUUUCGUAGCCCUGUUCUUAGAGUGUGUACAGAAGGAUUGGACGCUGGGAGUUGGUUUCUAAUUUGUUCGUCAGAGGGUUGUGAAUCUCCUUGGAUAUUUGAAAUGGGUUGAUGAUGAAUGGAAAGGAAGAUCUAGGACUGUUAUUCACAAAGCCUGCGGAAGAAAUCAUGAAUUUGAAGAAUGCAUUGCUGGAGAAGGACAAGCGAGUUGAAGGAUAGCAAGGCUAAAGUCACAAUGAGGCAGAAUAUAAAAAGCAUGGAGGAGGGAAUUGGUUUUAUUCUCUGUACAGGUGCAUUUGCCAUUGUGUAUGUGCUCUGUAGGGUGUUUGUUUGAGAGUUGUAAUGCAGUUGCGAGGAAUUCUGUAUUAAUAAAGAAUUUGUCUCGAAUCCAA